Messenger RNA from Lytechinus variegatus (green sea urchin), 4976 nucleotides. RefSeq names its product inositol monophosphatase 3-like (gene bpnt2). Gene Ontology annotation, cellular component: endomembrane system. The transcript is spliced from 5 exons. The record is from RefSeq and is a predicted model, not a curated record. NCBI's taxonomy places the organism in Eukaryota, Metazoa, Echinodermata, Echinoidea, Temnopleuroida, Toxopneustidae. Bases 97 to 1167 code for a protein of 356 amino acids. Gene Ontology annotation, molecular function: 3'-nucleotidase activity.
AGGGCGAUUGUCUCGAUUCCUUAGCAUGUAAAGUGUCUAUUUCCACGUCCACAGUUGGAGGCCCGUGAAGUUUAAUUUUUGAGGACAGAUAUUCAAAUGUCGUUCGGAAUGGCCAAUAUUAAGGUGAAUCCCGUUGGGAUAAUAUUCCUUGUCGUGCUAGGAGGAGGAACAUUACUACUGAUCAAAAAUUCUUUUUAUGGGAAGGAUAAAAACAGCGAUGUAUCCAAGCAAGGUGAACUGAUCAGCAUGAAGCAGCUCCUGGUCGCCAGCAUCCAGCUCGCCGAGCGCGGCGGCAAGGUGGUGAAGGAGAUUCGCGAUGCGCACAAGCUGAACGAAGCCAGCAAAGGGAAAACAUUGGAAGGAGCCAAUAAUCCUGUAACAGACGGAGAUAUGAAGUCACAUGAAGCAAUUUUAUCUGGAUUCCAGAAGUCAUUUCCUUCAGUUUAUGUCGUGUCGGAAGAACAUGAAGAUAAAACAUUUGAUUUGGAUAAAGUCGAGGCCGUGUCCAAAGACCUACCUCAAGUGUCUAACAUCAUUCAAUCGGAUGAGAAGAUCCCUAAUAGUGAUAUCACAGUGUGGGUAGAUCCCUUAGAUGCGACACAAGAAUAUACAGAGGACUUGCUGGAAUAUGUCACAACAAUGGUGUGUGUAGCAGUGAAAGGAGUGCCCACAAUUGGAGUUAUACAUAAACCAUUCCUUGAUAAAGGUCCCAAGACAUCUUGGGCAUGGGUAGGUAAAGGUCAUGCAGAGCAUCUGAAGGAGGUCAAACAUCAUCUCGACGCCUUGGAGAAUCCUCGAAUCAUCGUGUCAAGGAGUCACUCUGGCAAGGUUGAAGAAGUCUCCAAGAAGACCUUUGGUGAGAGUACUAAGGUCAAACCAGCUGGAGGAGCAGGCUUCAAAGUGAUGUCCCUCCUUGAAGAUGAAUCUGACAUCUACAUCCAUGUGACGCUCAUCAAAAAGUGGGAUAUCUGCGCAGGCAAUGCCAUCCUGACGGAGAUGAAAUCUAAGAUGACUACGUUGAAAGGAGAUACGAUAAAAUACGACAGGACGGAUGACGUCAAGAACCCUGACGGCCUCCUAGCCACGGUCUGGGACCACAACGUCUUUCUGGCAAAGCUUCAGCCGGUUUAUGAAGACCUAAAGGCAGAACAGAAACCAAAGCAAUAACGUUUGCAAUGAUAGACCCAUCGAGUAGAAGUCAUAUUUUUGUGUCUAAAUUAAAAUUUAUUGUGCUGACUGUGAGAUCAAUGCAAUUUUAUGUGACAGUGAGAAGCGUGAAGCACUACACUCCCAACAUAACUUCAAGUUGAUAUAAAUGAAUAGCAAUAUUUUCAGCAUUGACAAUUUGAGCUAAACCUGAUUGUAAAGUAUGGGGGCAUCGUGGUCUAGUGGUUAAGACUCUCGUCUUUCAAUCUGAGGGACUUGGGUUCGAUUCCGAGCCAUGGCGUGUUUUAAACAGCAAGAAAUUUACCCACAUUGUGCUGCACUCAACCCAGGUGAGGUAAAUGGGUACUGGCAGGAAGUAAUUCCUCAAAAAGCUGCUUACUGGGGUAAUAUACAUGUAGGAGCGCUUUGAGCACCUAGCAGGAUUGAUACGUGCGCUAUACAAAUCCUACAUUAUUAUUCAUAUUAUUAAGCGUUUUUAAUAUUGCAUUUCUAUUUUCUAACUGUCAUUUAGUUUCACAAAUCAGAAAUAGAAAAAGUGAGGAGUGUGUGGCUUCUUCAGCUUCUUUACAUCAGAUUUGUUUGAUAUAUUGUCUUUUGCUGAUAUUAUUUCCUCUAAUCAUAUAUAUCAACUUAUUGUUGGGGUGAAUUUUCAAACAACUUGUUUUUAGUGCAGGUCCCUAUGGUAACGAUAUAGCCUCAUGAUAUAUAUGUUCUUCAGUCAAUUAAACCACUGAACAUGAUUUUAAAAAUUAGAUAUACAAAUUUAUAAUCAAGUAUGGUGGUGCUGCCAUCAUUGUUCAGUACUCUGACACAUUAAAACUUGUUAUUAUUGACUAGUUAAGUGUUUCUGUUACAAGCCACUGAAAUCGGUAUCUGUUUACUGAGAGCCCACUGUCGUUUUUGAUGAUAACAAGCUUUAUACAUUGCUACUCAUUGGUUUUUAGGCUGUGAAAUACAUUCUCCUAUUUACCUAUUCAAAAUGUGAGACUGUGCAUUGAUUCAUAGGGGCUGCUUCAUAAAAUUGUGAGUCCGUUCAACAUUUUGCAACAGACUGUUUUAUGAAACUCUACUUUGUCAAAAUUAUACACUGCAUUUGCUAACAUCAAAGAGUACAGAUAUCGAUCUAUGUUAUUAUGGUUCAUAAAUAUAUAUUUAUUCCUGAAAAGAAAAGAAAAUAUAUAUGUAUAUUUUAGAGGGGGCAACAACUUAUGGUCAGGAAAUCAUUUUGGCUCUUUUUUGUGUACUUUGUAAUCUAGUCCCUAUUAAAGUCAUUUACACAAAGCUUUUAGAAGGCUCCAGAUAUUAUUAGGAUGAUGAAAUAUAAAAAUCAAUUUUUCAUUUUUGCCAUAAUCGUCUUCUUCAAUUAUUUGGAGGAUCAUGUAUGUAGGACCUGCAUAGUAGCGUUACCCUGCAAUUCUAUAUGCAAUACUGAAAAUAUUUCAUAUCAAUAAAGUUGGAAGUCACUAUAUGCUAUAAGUUGGUCAUUUUAAUAUGGAAACAUGAUUUUAUCAUCCAACUUGCACUAAACUCGUGUUAUUGAAUCAUUGGAAUCCUCUUGAUUUAUAUGUAAUGCUAAUUGUUCAAAACUUUUUUUUAUAAAAAGAAAGGUGAAGUUGAAUGGCAUAUGUUUUUCUUAUUAUAAUAUCUUUAUCAGGUGACAUAAUAUUUGUUCCAACGACGAUUGCUCCGGUCUUUAUUUUGUCUCAGAUAUAGGGUUAGGUUUUGAAUAGGGUAUGCUAAGUUUACCAUUUAAUUUAGCGUUCGCUUAAGGUUAGGAUAUAGUGUUAAACAGGCGUUGAAGUUGGUUGUUCCAUCAGUGGGUGGAAUUUUUAGCAAGCAAUUGUCGCCGGAUCAAAUGUCAUGGAACCUAACGAUGUCAGGCCAUAGUGCAUAAACAAAGCAGCUGGGGAAAAGGGGCAUUGUGUGAGUGAUUGAUAGAGACCAACCAUAGACCAAUGGGGUCUCCUCAUCAGAAAAUUUAGUGUAGAAUAUAUAUUAUAUGGUAGCUGGGUUUAGGUAUUCAUUAGAAGAUAUUUGAAUUUAGAAUCAAAUAUUUUUUUCCAUUACUAUUGGUGUUUUUGGUGAGGUGUUGAUGUUUGAUAACGUUAUAAAACUGAGGGAAUUUGUUUCCUUGGUUACCUUACAAACUUUGAAUCUAUAGCCAGUUUUUCAAAGUACGAACUCAUUUCGAUGUUGUUACCAAAACUAGCAUUUACCUUUAAAGGAUAUACUUCCUGCUGUUAAACAUUUACCUCACCUGGGUUGAGUACAACACAUUGUGGGUAGAUUUCUUGCCGAAGGAAAACACGCAAUGGCUCGGAUACAAACCCAUGACCUGUCUAGAGAACUAGGCCACAAUGCUAUAUACUGGUUAGCAGUUCAAAUCAAAUUAUCAUGUGAUAUCUUAAUUCUACAGUACUGCCGCAAAAAUAAACCAUGGAAUAUAACAUGGGCUCGAAGAUAAUAAGCACCAAUGUGUAAAGGAAAUUAUUCAAGAAUAUCCUCUACCUUGAUUUGCUUGUAAAAACACUUUUUUUUCCUUGGCGAUUCUUCACUGCGUAUCAUGAUUAUAAAAGAUAGAAAAAGUCAAAAUUUAUGUAUGAAGGACAUGUACAUGUAUACAGGUUCCUAAAAAAUAGCUCUAUUCAUUGGAGUUAGAUUUGCUGAAAUGUGCCUUUAUGAUUGAAAGUAUUUUCAUGUGAGAAACAAGAUUAUAUUGCAGAAUAGAAGAUAUUGAAUUCUUACAUGCUUAUGUAGAUUUGUGUAAUACCUUGGUAUAGUGUGUACAAGUGUGUUUUUUUUUUAAAUCUAUUUCUUGAGUAAGCACUGUAAGAAUUAUUUACUUUUAGUUCUAAUUAGUAGUCAUUCAAGGUAAUUUUUGCUCCAGAAGGAUAAGUAUACUUUUUUUCCUCCCCAUUUUUUCAGGGGGGGGAGUUAAGAUUGUGUUUCAAUUUUUUAAAUUAAACUUAACAUGUGUAAAUAGUUUAUUGGCUAGAUGGCCUUUUAAGGUCAAUUUUGGAAGGACAUUUAUAGAUAAAAUUUCCUUUUGAGCUGUCAUCUGUGCAAGUUUUUCUCCAUUUUAGGGUUGCUAUUAGUCAUAUUAUGAUGUCACUUCCUCGGUCAAGACCUUUGUUUCUUAUCUAUGUCAGUAUAUGUAUAUAUAUCUGGUCAAGAAGAAUAACCACGCGUCACCUGAGGGAGAAAGAGUUUGUUUAAUAUUAAACACAAGUCCAAACCAUGUACACCUCAGAUUGGUUAUAAAUCGAGGUGUGUUUGAUGUUUGGAAUUGUGUUUAAUUGCAGCUCUUUGUGCAAAAGGUCCAAGGGGAGGGAUUUAUGUACUCGUGUAUUGUAAGGUGUUGUUCAGUCAUAACUGUCUUUUUUAAUCGCUUUAAAGUGAUUGGUUGAAAUUCUUGUAUUUUACUGAGUGCAAGAUUGUCAGUGAAAAAUCACAACUUUGUUGUGAAAUGUCCUGUGAUAUCCUGUAACAUCUCUUAGGAGGUGUUGCAAGAACAAUCAAUUGUAAAUAUUCUGUCGCAAGUUUUCAGUCAAUUUUAGCUGCAUCAGAUCAGACAACACUUCUUGUUUCAACAAGCAGGUUAGCAAUCAAUUUGCAGUUAAUUGCAAGACAUGUGAUUGAUUUAGGGACCGAAAAUACCCUUGCAUUUGAUCACAUGUUUCUUGCAGCACCACAUUAGUGUUUACAUGUAUCUUGUUAAAUGUGAAAGAUGAUAUAGUCAGAAUAUAUAAUGAAACAGACUCCAUUUUAUAUUGAUGAUGAUCGACAAUCUUGUGUAGGGAGAUAUAAUA